AGUCGGUGGCGAUGCAGAGCGCGUUGUUCUUGGCGCUGCAGCGCGGUAGAAUGGAACCGGCGGAGAAGGGCGGGAUGAAGAGGACGAUCGUUAAGGAUUGGAAAACGAGGCUGAGCUACUUCCUGCAGAACUCUUCCAAUGCUCCUAAAAUGAAACCCAAGAAAGCAGGGAAACAACGAACUUACUUCAGACCUUCCCCCGAAGAAGCCCAGCUGUGGUCAGAAGCCUUUGAUGAACUUCUUGCUAAUAAAUAUGGCCUCGCUGCUUUCCGAGCUUUUCUGAAGUCUGAGUUCUGUGAAGAGAACAUUGAGUUCUGGUUGGCCUGUGAGGACUUCAAGAAAACCAAAUCACCCCAAAAGCUGACAUCGAAAGCGAAAAAAAUCUACAAUGACUUCAUUGAAAAGGAAGCUCCCAAAGAGAUAAACAUUGACUUCCAAACCAAGAACAUGAUUGCUCAGAAUAUUCAAGAAGCCACACAUACCUGCUUCAGUGUAGCACAGAAGAGAGUUUACAGCUUAAUGGAAAAUAACUCAUACCCACGAUUUUUGGAGUCUGAAUUCUACCAGGAGCUGUGCAAGAAGACUCCCAUCACCAGGAUGGCCCAGGGGACAUGACUGAUGGAGGAAGAUGGAGAAGCUACUGCUGGGCUAGCGAGGAAGCAAGCUGCAGCUGAUGGCAGCAUCCUUACUGGAAAGACUGGGAUGCUGAGUGCUCAGUCUGUUUGCCCUGGUGCAAGGACAAAUACUGACUUUGGUGCAGAGCUGCUGACAAAGCUUGAUGCUGCUGGAGGGCAGUCAGAGGGGGUGGCAGAGGUUUGCCUGCCAGCUGCCGGCCACAUGUGGUGACAAAGGGGACUCCGUGCAACAGACCAAACCCCGUGGUGUGAGAGCUCACUCAUGGCUGGGGUAGUGAUGGAGCAGGGCAGAACAGAGCUUCCUUCUUCUAAACAGGAGCUGCUCUGUGCAGUUGCACCAUGCUGGCAGCUGAAGCCGUUGGUUGAGUGUUGGUUUUUCCUAAACACCAAGGCGUGUUGCCAUCCUCAGUCACUCACUGUUCCUUGGUGCUGGUUCUGUGAGCUGCCUCCAGCUGCAAAGAUGUUGGGUUUCUCUGCAGCAGCUCCCAGGCAGUACCAGCACUCUGCAGUGAGGAAGGGACAGAACUGGGUUGCCAGAGGAAGAGGUUCUGCAGCUGAUGCUGGGUUGGGUUGUGUCAGCAGGGCUGCACAAGGCCGGUCUGAGGCAAAACUUGGCCAAGGUGAACAGGAGCUGUACAGUAUUAUAUUUAUAUCUGGACUGUGAUUGCAUUGAAUGCUGCAAUAACCUCAUAAUUCUGUCUUGAGGACAGCAAGCUUCAGUGAAGUAUCUUACUUUUUUAAUAAACUAUUUUGAUACAAAGCUU
Molecule: messenger RNA, 1398 nt
Organism: Calypte anna (Anna's hummingbird)
Lineage: Eukaryota; Metazoa; Chordata; Aves; Apodiformes; Trochilidae
Product: regulator of G protein signaling 2
Exons: 5
Coding region: 12-614 (200 amino acids)
Source: RefSeq, a predicted model, not a curated record